Messenger RNA from Ectocarpus sp. CCAP 1310/34, 550 nucleotides. Lineage: Eukaryota; Phaeophyceae; Ectocarpales; Ectocarpaceae. The record is from the annotation of a GenBank genome assembly.
CCGUAGCAAUACCGCACCGCCGCUACCGCCGCAAACGCGUGCGGUGUGAUGCUCACAAGCACUGCAGCCCCAUCGCCGCCUCAACCGAACCAUUUGAUGUCCACGGCAGCCCCAGCGUCAUCAACGGGCCUGGAGGAUCUGCUGCCGACGGUUCAAUCAAGCAGCAAAGCGCUGAGCGCCCCCAUGGGCAAACGAGAAAGGAUGGCCUGGUCGGGGCCAAGGUACACGUCCACGGUGCGGCCUGCGGGCACCGUGCAGUGCUUCACGAGAACCAUGUCGAUUUCUUGGGGGAAGGCGGGCAACUAGAGUGCUACGCUGGGAAAGAGAGAAUUGGCGGAGACUGGGUGAGCGUUAGCAAGGAGGGAGGCGGAGGGGGUGCUGCUAGCUGUGGGUGCGAUGAUUCUUCGAAGGAGGAAUGGAAUGGUUCCGGCAAGCCGAUGAACGCCCUCGUUCAUUGGGACGGCGCGCGACUUGACCAAACACGAGGUCGUUGUGAGAGCAACAACCACGGGCCGCAUUGCGGUCAUGAGGUCGUACACCACGAUGGUCA